Messenger RNA from Alnus glutinosa, 851 nucleotides. Its product is annotated as high mobility group B protein 14. Bases 98 to 604 code for a protein of 168 amino acids. The record is from RefSeq and is a predicted model, not a curated record. The transcript is spliced from 6 exons. Lineage: Eukaryota; Viridiplantae; Streptophyta; Magnoliopsida; Fagales; Betulaceae.
CAAUUCACUGAUCGUGUUAACCCAAAGCUGCGUCAAACCCGAGUCACGGCCAGCACCAAACCGAAGCUCCAGCGGAGCACCACCACAGUGAAAAACCAUGACGAAGAACGCUAAGAAGUCCCAAUUAUCUCGCUCAUCUCGAGCUUCUGCCUCUGCCAAGGCCCCCAAAAGAGCGUCCAAUGAUGAAAUGGUGUUGAGAGUAAAAUCAAGCGAGGGGAUGAAGAGGUCGGCAAGGCUGAGCAGAGUUAGCGAUGAGGAGAAGAGACCCAGGUCAGCAAAGAAGCCCAAAACAAAGCAGAAGAAGAAGAAUGAUAAAUUUGAUGCCAAAAAGCCAAAGAAACCGCCGACUGCAUUUUUCUUCUUCUUGGAGGAUUUUCGGAAGGAAUUCCAAGAGCAGAAUCCAGAUGUCAAGUCAAUGCGUGAUAUUGGCAAGGCAUGUGGAGAGAAGUGGAAAACAAUGACAUAUGAGGAAAAGGUUCAAUAUUAUGACAUAGCUACUGAGAAACGAGCAGAUUUUGAUAGAGCAAUGGCAGAUUAUAUCAAGAGAAAGGAAAGUGGUGAGGAUCAAGAAACUGAGGAUUCAAAUUCAGAGUUUGAUGAGUAGGGCUGGAGGAUUCUUGUUAUUGGAAAUAUAAUGUUGUAUAUUAUUUUUCGAAUCAUUUUUGUGUAAAUUACUGCUCCCAAUUCCAUUUUGUGAUAACAAAUGUAUAUUUUGACAGUAUGUUCAUUGGAAGAUCAUGAUUCAUGACUUCUUUACUGGGGUCUAGGAGCUUGCUUUCAUUAAUUAGAUAAGAACACUGAGGGAUAUAUUGGGAGUUGUCUUGAAUAAGAGGAACCAAAGUCUCUGUUUA